AUGUCUCCCGCGACGACCCCGAAAGCAACGGGAAUCGAGCUCCCUUCUUCAUCUGUGACCGACAACCGUGCCCUAAUCAUACUCCGCAGUCCAUUACCACCGACGAAGGGCGCUACGUACCGAUCCGAUGAGUCCAGCACCCCAGCGGCCCCGCACUCCGGCACCCGCAUCCCCCAACCUGUCGCCAGUACAGGUCAAGCGCGAGGAGAUCCCCAUCUCCCUCGAGGAACUGAGGCAGUCGCACAGCCUUCAGCGACCCCUCAAGCGAUCCCCCAGUCCUCCCUGGGGCCGCGGUUGGAAAGGUCUCCCAAGACCGAGCCCCGCAACACUCCGCCGCAUUCUUGGGCCGGCUCGUCAUCAGCGGUCACCGCCUUGACUUCAGUCCCUAUCCUACGUCACCCCACCUCCGGGCUUCCUCAAUUGAUUUCACCGCCGUCGCCGCCGCGAGGCCGCUCAAGCACUCGUUCCUCGAGAAGUUCACCCGGUGGCCAGUCACAACAGUCGCCUUCGCCCGCGGGCAGUCCUUCGUCCCCCUCACCGCCGGUAAUGUCCUCCCCUGCUGCCGUCCCUGAUAAGGAGAUGCUGAAGCUCCUCCUCCCGCUCCGAUAUGAUGGGAAGUCGGUGGUCGAAUGCAACCACUUCAUCUCGCAGUUGCUCAUCUACUGGACAAUCAACACGGCUGUCACGAGUUGGUCAUAUGCACACCUCCCCGUCCUUCCCCCAUCCACCGUGGCUGCUUGUCAGGGCCAGAUCCACGCAUUCGACUCACAGGAUCUCAUCGACGUCUACAUCCCAGACGGCCUUGAGACUAUCCUCCACCGUUGCGAGCAGCAGCCGUGCCCAAAUCGGACACCCCGAUCAAUCGAGGAGGAUUACCCUCGUUACAAGGCGAUCCGACGAGCGCAACACCCGCUCGGACCCCAAAGCACCCUCGCAUCUCGAUCGGCCUUGUGGCACUCUCGCCCUGUCUCCCCUACCUCCCGCCUCCCUCAAACUGUCGCCGAUCAAGCGCGAGGAGAUCUCCCUCCAGACCCU
Messenger RNA from Postia placenta MAD-698-R-SB12, 1035 nucleotides. RefSeq lists its product as hypothetical. Lineage: Eukaryota; Fungi; Basidiomycota; Agaricomycetes; Polyporales; Adustoporiaceae. The record is from RefSeq and is a predicted model, not a curated record. The transcript is spliced from 4 exons. The annotation marks the transcript as partial.